CCCCGGGCUUAGCUGGUGUAUAAUGCGUCGCUGUGUCCUCUUCAGACGUCUUAAUGAAGUAGCCAGCUGUGGGGGAAUCCGGAUCGUUAGGCGCAAAAUGGCUUUCCAUGUGGAAGGACUCGUGGCGAUCAUCGUGUUCUACCUUCUAAUCCUGCUGGUUGGAAUAUGGGCCGCCUGGAGAACCAAAAACAGCGGCAGCGCCGAGGAGCGCAGCGAAGCCAUCAUCGUUGGUGGCCGCGACAUUGGCCUGUUGGUGGGUGGAUUUACCAUGACCGCUACCUGGGUCGGAGGAGGGUAUAUCAACGGCACAGCUGAAGCAGUUUAUGUACCAGAUUACGGGCUAGCUUGGGCUCAGGCGCCAAUCGGAUAUUCUCUUAGUCUGAUUUUAGGUGGUCUGUUCUUUGCAAAGCCCAUGCGUUCCAAGGGGUAUGUGACCAUGUUAGACCCGUUUCAGCAGAUCUAUGGAAAGCGCAUGGGUGGUCUCCUUUUUAUUCCUGCACUCAUGGGAGAAAUGUUCUGGGCUGCAGCAAUUUUCUCUGCACUGGGAGCCACCAUCAGCGUGAUCAUUGACGUGGACGUGCAUGCUUCUGUCAUCGUCUCUGCACUCAUUGCCACUCUGUACACCCUGGUAGGUGGGCUCUACUCGGUGGCGUAUACAGAUGUCGUUCAGCUCUUCUGCAUUUUCGUAGGGCUGUGGAUCAGUGUCCCUUUUGCACUGUCACAUCCUGCAGUCGCCGACAUCGGGUUCACUGCUGUGCAUGCCAAAUACCAGGAGCCCUGGCUGGGAACUGUUGAAUCAUUUGAUGUCUACACUUGGCUUGAUAGUUUCCUAUUGUUGAUGCUGGGUGGAAUCCCCUGGCAGGCCUACUUCCAGAGAGUCCUGUCUUCAUCCUCAGCCACCUAUGCUCAAGUGCUGUCCUUUCUAGCAGCUUUCGGGUGCCUGGUGAUGGCUCUUCCAGCCGUUCUCAUCGGGGCCAUUGGGGCAUCCACAGACUGGAACCAGACUGCAUACGGGCUUCCAGAUCCCAAGGAUAAUGAAGAAGCAGACAUGAUUUUGCCAAUCGUUCUGCAGUACCUCUGCCCUGUAUCCAUUUCUUUCUUUGGCCUUGGUGCAGUUUCUGCUGCUGUCAUGUCAUCCGCAGAUUCUUCCAUCUUGUCAGCAAGUUCAAUGUUUGCUCGGAAUAUCUACCAGCUUUCCUUUAGACAAAAUGCAUCCGACAAAGAAAUCGUGUGGGUGAUGCGAAUCACAGUGUUUGUGUUUGGAGCAUCCGCCACGGCCAUGGCCUUGCUGACGAAGACCGUGUAUGGGCUGUGGUACCUCAGCUCCGAUCUCAUCUACAUCAUUAUCUUCCCCCAGCUGCUCUGUGUCCUCUUUGUCAAGGGGACCAACACCUAUGGGGCCGUGGCAGGUUACGUUUCUGGCCUUUUCCUGAGGAUCACUGGAGGGGAGCCCUACCUGUACCUGCAGCCCGUGAUCUUCUACCCUGGCUAUUACGCUGAUAAGAAUGGUAUAUACAACCAGAGAUUCCCAUUUAAAACACUGGCCAUGCUCACCUCAUUCUUAGCCAACAUUUGCAUCUCUUACCUAGCCAAAUAUCUGUUUGAAAGUGGAACCCUGCCACCAAAAUUAGAUGUAUUUGAUGCUGUUGUUGCAAGGCACAGUGAAGAAAACAUGGAUAAGACAAUUCUGGUCAACAAUGAAAAUAUUAAAUUAGAUGAACUUGCACCCGUGAAGCCUCGACAGAGCAUGACUCUGAGCUCAACUUUCACCAAUAAAGAGGCAUUCCUUGACAUUGACUCCAGUCCAGAAGGGUCUGGGACUGAGGAUAACUUGCAAUGACCCCAUCUAAAUAAAAGGCUGCUUUCUCAAACAGAGCGCUCUAACAGGGUAGUCCUGGAAAGAUGGUUUACAGCAUAUAAAAUAUAAUAAAAAUAUUAAAAAUUUUCAGGAGGGCAAUAAUUCAUAUAAAGUGCAAUUGCACAAAUACAAGUCAAGCUAGAAGAAAGUACAUAUGAAAGAGACAACUUUCCCAUCCAUAGUAGUGUUGAUUUUGAUGUUAGAUAGUUUUGUUAUAUAUUAAAAAAUGAAUAAAGAACAGAGGGCCAAGCAGAAUAUUUAUCUUUAUUAUGCAAAAUAGUAGCUAUGAAAGAUCCUAAUAAAAAGGAAGUUGGAUAGUCUCAAUACAAACCUUGUUUGCUAGUGCAUCGAUGAGUCUAGUUUAAUGACCCAACUGAAGCUAUGAAAAUAACUCCCAGUAACUCCAAAGAAUGGUGCCAUGAAUCUACCAGAUGAUUGUUCUUGGUGUGAUGAUUAACCCCUUCUUUUAUAUCCUGAGCUACAAAAUUGACUGAAUAUGUAAUCUUUUUUGUUUUAAGCAAUGGCAUGUAAUAUUCUGAGCACAGACAAAAA
This is a messenger RNA of Carlito syrichta (Philippine tarsier), 2410 nucleotides long. It is a transcript of the gene SLC5A7, whose product is annotated as solute carrier family 5 member 7. Gene Ontology annotation, molecular function: choline:sodium symporter activity. The transcript has 8 exons. Bases 23 to 1840 code for a protein of 605 amino acids. Gene Ontology annotation, cellular component: perikaryon; dendrite; axon. Gene Ontology annotation, biological process: acetylcholine biosynthetic process; neuromuscular synaptic transmission; transmembrane transport. The record is from RefSeq and is a predicted model, not a curated record. NCBI's taxonomy places the organism in Eukaryota, Metazoa, Chordata, Mammalia, Primates, Tarsiidae.